AUGCCUCGUGACACGAAUUAUUCCUCUCUGUGUGAUGAUCCUUGUCGCGAUGUUUCACGUCGUCGUCAUCCAGCAUUAUUGCCAUCAUUAAAUACAAAUACUACUGUUGAUGGGCAUGUUUUUCAUCUUGGUUCACGUUAUUCAUCGCCUAAAACGAUCGGCUCUGGAGCAUACGGUCAAGUGGUAUCUGCAUACGAUGCUCUACUUCAACGUAAAGUCGCAAUAAAAAAGAUUAAAUUACCUUCAAUGAAUGCUAUGGAAGCGAAAUUGUUAUAUUCGCGUUCUCUACAUUGUUAUACAUCUGCGACUACGGUUGAUCAAAUGCGCGAAAUCUAUCUUGUCACUAAUUUAAUGCAUUUAGACCUUCAUCAUCUAAUUAAAAUGAAUAAUCAACGAUCUGCGGAUAAGCGUAUUAUCACUAGUAGUCAUAUUCCGCAUUUUCUGUAUCAAUUAUUACGAGCUUUGAAAUUUAUUCAUUCAGCAAAAGUGUUACACCGAGAUCUGAAACCUAGCAACAUUUUCGUGGAUCUUGAUGGUCAUUUACGCAUAGGAGAUUUCGGUCUUGCUCGUGUACCUGAAGAAGUAGCAAAUACGCCGAUGACUGGUUAUGUAUGUACCCGAUGGUAUCGCGCACCGGAAUUAAUGCUCUGUGAUGGAAAUUAUACAUCAUCUAUGGACAUGUGGUCAGUAGGUUGCAUUCUCGGUGAACUUAUUUUCGGCCAACCACUAUUUCCCGGACGUCAUUAUCUAGAUCAAUUACGUCUCGUAGUCGAACGUCGGUGUGGUGCAUUCGGUUUUCUCGCUCAUGAACAUAAAACUGCGUAUCCAACAAUAUCAGACAAAUCUCUGAAUGUUCUGCGUCGAAUUCUAUCUCAAUGUCCAAAUUAUCAUCCAAAACCAUUUAUUCCAUCGGAAUCUAUUGUACCGAAUCUUGAUGAGACAGCAUUUUACUUACUUGAUCGAUUGCUAUUGAUGGAUCCGCAAAAACGCUUGACAGCUGAAGAUGCUCUUCACAGUUCGUUGUUUAAUAAUUAUCGAAAGGAUGCAGGCGGUGAACCAUCAUCGGAAGAAGCUUUUCAACUCGAUCUGAGUCCAUAUCAAUUAACCGACAUUCGCGCAAUGCUCUUCCACAAAGUUCAACUUGUUCAUCAUCAACUUCACGAGAAAGCACUGAUACUCAAUGAACAAGCAACAAUGGCGGCCAAUAUGAACGCAGAGAAGAUGGAUUGUUAUUAA
Adineta ricciae is the source of this 1236-nucleotide messenger RNA. Lineage: Eukaryota; Metazoa; Rotifera; Eurotatoria; Adinetida; Adinetidae. The record is from the annotation of a GenBank genome assembly.